AUGGCAUCCGACUACACGACGUGGAAGAUUGACGGAGAGGUGAAGCUCCGCAUGACCGAGUCGGGAGCCGGUGCGCGUCCCGCUAUCACGGCCUCGCAGGCGUUCCAGAGCACCUUGGCCAAGUACGGAUCGGCUAACGCGCUCCACUACAAGCAGGGUGGCGAGUGGAAAUCGUACUCGUUCCAGACGUACUAUGACAAGUGCUGCCAGUUUGCCAAGUCGCUGCUGCACGUCGGUCUUGACCGCUACCAGGCCGUGAGCAUCAUUGGCUUCAACUCGCCGGAAUGGGCCAUUGCUGACAUUGGCGCGAUCUUUGCCGGUGGCGUAGCGGCUGGCAUCUACACGACCAACUCGCCCAAGGCGUGCGAGUACAUUGUCACGCACUCGGACGCUGGAGUCGUGGUGUGCGACGGUGUGUCGCAGCUGGAGAAGUUUCUAGCGAUUCAGGACGACAUUCCGAAGCUCAAGGCACUCGUGAUGUGGAACGACGUGGUGCCGGAAGGCAUUCAGUCGAAGGUCCCUGUCUACUCGUUCGACGACUUUCUCAAGCUUGGCAGCAACGUCAAGGACGAGACACUCCAGGAGGUCAUGGAUUCGCAGAAACCUGGCAACUGCUGCACGCUCAUUUACACCUCUGGCACCACAGGUGACCCGAAGGCUGUGAUGAUCUCGCACGAUAACGUUGUGUGGAUCAUCAUGAGCGUCAUUGAUAUGCUUGAGCGCAACUACAAUUACACUGUGACCAACAACGACCGGCUCGUGAGCUACCUGCCCAUGUCGCAUGUUGCCGCCCAGCUGAUCGACAUCUGGUUGCCUGUCUGUGCCGGCACGCAGAUUUUCUUUGCACAGCCUGAUGCUCUGAAGGGAUCUCUGGGUGUGACGCUCAAGGAGGUGCGUCCGACGUUUUUUUUCGGUGUGCCCCGUGUAUGGGAGAAGAUUGCCGAGAAGAUGUGGUCAAUUGCGGCCCAGACUCACGGCAUCAAAAAGCGUAUCGCAGCGUGGGCGAAGGACAAGGCUGCUCAAAAGACAGCACUUGCACAGUACGGUAAUUCGGGAGGAGCUCCUUGUGGUUUCGGUGUUGCCAACGCCGUUGUGCUCAUGCGUGUAAAAGAGGCGCUUGGUCUGGACCAGUGUAUCGCGAGCUUUAGCGGUGCCGCACCCAUUAGCCGUGAGAUCGUCGAGUACUUUGGCUCGCUGGAUUUGCCGGUGUAUGAGUUUUUUGGUCAAAGCGAGUGCAGCGGCCCGCAAACGUGCAGUAUGCAGGGGAAUUGGAAGAUCGGUACAUGCGGUCGCACGAUUGACGGCGCGGAAACGAAGGUCGUGCCUGGUACGGAUGAGUUGAUCUUCGGUGGUCGCAACAUCAUGAUGGGCUAUCUCAAGGGUGAACAGCAGACGAAAGACGCAAUCGAUGAGGAGGGUUGGCUUCACUCUGGUGAUUGCGGCGGUAUUGACGAAGAUGGUUUCAUGACGAUCACCGGUCGUAUCAAAGAGCUCCUUAUUACGGCCGGCGGUGAAAACGUCCCGCCUGUCAUUAUUGAAGAAACGAUCAAGGAAGAGCUACCGCUACUAUCGAAUGCGAUGGUGGUUGGCGACCGUCGCAAAUUUUUGGCUGCAGUGUUCACGCUGCGUGUGACUGUAGACAAGGACGGUCAGCCCACCGACACGCUGGACGAGAAAGCGCUCAGCAUUAUGAAGGAGAUCGGCAGCUCCGCAAAGACGGUAAAGGAGGCUCGUGCUGACGAGAAGGUAAAGAUGUACCUUGAUGCGGGUUUGAAGCGCGCCAAUGGCCGUGCCACGUCGCGUGCGCAGAACGUGGGCAAGUACGUCGUGCUCGACCACGACUUCUCCAUUGACAGCAAUGAGCUGACGCCAACGUUGAAGCUAAAGCGCAAGGUCGUUCACGAGAAGUACGAGUCGGUGAUCGAGGACUUGUACGCGUAA
Messenger RNA from Peronospora matthiolae, 1941 nucleotides. The record is from the annotation of a GenBank genome assembly. NCBI's taxonomy places the organism in Eukaryota, Oomycota, Peronosporomycetes, Peronosporales, Peronosporaceae.